Messenger RNA from Ostrea edulis (European flat oyster), 562 nucleotides. RefSeq lists its product as uncharacterized. Lineage: Eukaryota; Metazoa; Mollusca; Bivalvia; Ostreida; Ostreidae. The transcript has 2 exons. The record is from RefSeq and is a predicted model, not a curated record. Bases 11 to 385 code for a protein of 124 amino acids.
CUGGAAAAAUAUGAAGUCCAGGACGAAAACGGCCGUUGCAAGAGACCGAAGGGAAAAAGCAAAAACUGGUGGGGGUCCACAAACGGAUACGGAAUUAGACAGUCUGCAUACAGCAAUAUCAACAAUGCUUCCACAGCAAAUUAACAGCAUUGGCAAUGAAUUUGAUGAUGAUGCUGCUUUGCAUGGUGACUUAGAUAAAAAUCCCAGUCCCAAUAAAGAGGCACGUUGUGUCAUGGAAUCUAAUGAAACGCCAUCAUCUCAUAAUUCCGCAUCUACGACACCACCAAUCAUGAAGAGGAAGCUCCCCGGUAAACAGGAACAGGUGAAAUCAAGACUGCUGGAGAUGGCGGAAGUGGAACAUGCUGCAAAGAUGCGUGUAUAUUAAUUAAAGAAAGAUAUUCUCAUUCUUAAAAAGCGUAAGCUAGAAGAAUCUCUGUCCAUCAGUACUGAAACAAAUAGACCUAGCACAAGUAACAGUGUUUGUUCUGCAUGGAGACCAUUUUAAUAUUAUUUGUCUCCAUACGCCAAAUAUCAAAAUAAAAUACAUUCAUACUAGUGCUUA